CAGAGCUCGGUGCUCUUGAUACGUCCGUGGUUGCUGCCGAGCGGGGAUUCAGAAAAGUAAGUGUGUGGAGGUCAGUGCUGGAGCGGACGCUGCCUGGUGGCCAUGGCCGACCCUGACCCGCUGGUGUCUGCUCCGCCUGCUCGGGACGGCGCGCCGCUGCUGGAGGCCCAGUCAGCCGCCGGCACCACCAACCGGCUCGGCACGCUGCUCGGCGUCCUCGUGCCCGUGGUGCUCUCGCAGUUCUCGUCGCUGCUCUUCUUGCGUGUCGGCUACAUUGUGGGCCAGGCGGGCCUGGUGCUGGCCGUGCUGCAGCUGGUGCUGGCCUACGCCCUGCUGCUGGUCACCGUGCUGUCCCUGUGCGCGCUCUGCACCAACGGAGCCAUCGCCGGCGGAGGCUCCUACUACAUGAUCAGCCGUACGCUGGGCCCCGAGUUCGGCGGCAGCGUCGGCGUGCUGUUCCUGUUUGCCAACAUCUUCAGCAGCGCGCUGUACAUCUCCGGCUGCGUGGAAGGCCUGGUCAACAACCUCGGCGUCGGAGGUGAAUGGGACGCCGGCAUGCCAGACGGCGCCUGGUGGCGCUUCUUGUACGGCUUCUGCAUCAACCUGGUCAACUUCCUGGUGUGCGCCGUGGGCCCGGGCCUCUACACGCGAGCCGUGCUGCUCAUUGUGCUGCUGGUGCUGGUCUGCCUCGGCUCGGUCAUCGCCAGCUUCGGCCGCUCGGCCAUGCAGGUGCUGCUGCCCGAGGCCAACCAGCUGCAUCCUAACAUCACGCACGCCAUGUUCACUGGCUUCAACUGGAGCACGCUGGAGUCGAACCUGUGGCCGUCCUACGAGCCGGACUACACGGACGCCGGCCAGCACGCCGUGCCCGACUUCUUCACCGUGUUCGCCGUGCUCUUCUCCGGCGUGACCGGCAUCAUGGCUGGAGCCAACAUGUCGGGCGAGCUGGCCAACCCGGGCCGCAGCAUCCCCUGGGGCACGCUGCCGGCCCAGGCCAUAUCGUUCUGCACGUAUCUGCUGUUAUUCGUGCUCACGGCGGCCACCUGCUCUCACUUCCUGCUGGCCAACAACUUCAUCUACAUGAUGGGCAUCAACUACUGGUCCGGCUUCGUCUUUAUCGGCAUCAUCCUGGCGACCGUGUCGGCAAGCCUCAGCAAUCUGAUGGGAGCCAGUCGCGUGCUGGACGCCCUCGUCAAGGACCGCCUUUGGGGUGACCUGCAGAGGCUGGUGGUGGCUACCACGUGGCGCGCUAACCCGCUGGGCGCGCUCACCGUUUGCUUUGUGGGCGUGCAGCUGGUGCUGCUGGUGGGCUCGCUCAACCAGAUCGCCCGCUUCACGUCCAUAUUCUUCCUGCUGUCCUACUUUUCCGUACACCUGGCCACACUAGGACUGGAGUGGGCUUCUGCGCCCAACUUCCGGCCCGAGUUCGCCUACUUCACGUGGCACACGUGCCUGUUCGGCAUGGCGGGUACCCUGGCGCUGGCGCUGCUGGUGAGCUGGUGGUGCCUGCUCGUCUCCGUGGCCGUGCUGGUGGUGCUCGUGGCGCUCGUCCACAACUUCUCGCCGGCCACAGAAAACAACUGGGGGUCGCUGUCGCAGGCGCUCAUAUUCCACCAGGUGCGCAAGUAUUUGCUGCUGUUGGACCCGCGAAAGGCACACGUCAAGUUCUGGCGGCCGCAGAUGCUGCUGCUGGUGGCCAAUCCGCGCUCAGCCUGUCCGCUCAUCCAGUUCGUCAACGACAUGAAAAAGUCGGGGCUCUUUGUGAUCGCGCACGUGAAGGUGGGCGAUCUGGACGGCCGGCCGGCCGACCCAUGCGCCGCCGAAACCCUGCUCUGGAUGAAACUGGUCGACUAUCUGAAGGUGAAGGCCUUCACGGAGCUAACGCUGGCCUCGUCGGUCCGCGACGGCAUGCAGCACCUGGUGCGCAUCUCCGGAAUGGGAGGCAUGAAGCCCAACACGGUCAUACUCGGCUUCAGAGACGCCCACAGCCACAUCGACUUCCUCAGCAAUAGCCGGGAGCUGGACGUGCUGCGCAUGUCGGACCUCCAGUCAGCCGCCGACUCGGCGUUCCACCCGGACCGACUGCGCACUGGCGCCGACCAGGACGGGCAGCUGUCCGCCGACGAGUACGUCCAGAUGGUCCGGGACCUCAUCAAGAUGGACAAAAACGUCUGCCUCUGUCGCAACUUCCACAACUUCAACAAGAAGGAGCUGGCGGCCCGGCUGAAACGGCGGGAGCCGGUGCACAUCGACGCCUGGCCCGUCAACUUCUUCGACACAGAGGCGCCGUGCACCAGCGACGACGUGACGUCACAGUUCCUGCUGCAACUCUCCACUGUCCUCCUCAUGGUCAGUGUAUGUGCGUGCGCGUGCGCGUGUACGGCUCUCCAGUAAAACAGUGGUUGGUUUUGCUUUUUAACCCUCGCCCGUAUAGGGGGGGGGGGUCGAAUGGACCCCCCCAUGGUUUUUCGCAAAUAACUCGCGUAAAAAGCGGCCGAUCGCGACGAAACUUUCAGUACCCUCGCGUUCAUCAAUUUUACACCAACCCUGAAAAUUUCAUGACCCUGACCCGAAUGAUCUUUGACCUGUGACCUACUUUUCGAGACCAUGUUUGGCCGGAAUCGCGAUUCGGCGUAUGUCGGCUCGCAUUAGCCGCGCGUUUGCAGUCUUUUCGUGGUUUCAAGCGUUCAAACAUGUGAUAUGAUGUUGCCCCCAUGCAUAAGGGUGGGUGUCAAGGUCACCUGAAGGUCAGGUCAGGUCAUUGACCUUUGAUGACCUCGGUUCACUUUUUCGAGUUUUACAUGUUACUAGACCAGUUUUUGGAGCUGAAUUCGAAUUUAGCAACCAUACUAGAGGUACAGGUUUACGCGAUAACUGUAUGUUUUGAUUUAUAUUAUGUUACGGGUGCAUUAGUUUGGGUGACUGACUUGUAUUUUUAGCUGUAUUAUUUGGGUGGAUUUGGGUAGCUGUUUUUAAUUGAACUGUAAGGGAUGGUGAAAGUUGCGGGGUGUUCCAGUGUUUUGUAUGUUGGGCCCUUUUUGAACUCAACCCU
Amphibalanus amphitrite is the source of this 3052-nucleotide messenger RNA. Its product is annotated as solute carrier family 12 member 9-like. Gene Ontology annotation, cellular component: membrane. NCBI's taxonomy places the organism in Eukaryota, Metazoa, Arthropoda, Thecostraca, Balanomorpha, Balanidae. Bases 103 to 2394 code for a protein of 763 amino acids. Gene Ontology annotation, molecular function: potassium:chloride symporter activity. Gene Ontology annotation, biological process: cell volume homeostasis; chloride ion homeostasis; potassium ion homeostasis. The transcript is spliced from 14 exons. The record is from RefSeq and is a predicted model, not a curated record.